This is a messenger RNA of Vigna angularis (adzuki bean), 1886 nucleotides long. Its product is annotated as phosphoinositide phospholipase C 6. The coding region runs from base 142 to 1791 and encodes 549 amino acids. Gene Ontology annotation, molecular function: phosphatidylinositol-4,5-bisphosphate phospholipase C activity. Lineage: Eukaryota; Viridiplantae; Streptophyta; Magnoliopsida; Fabales; Fabaceae. The transcript is spliced from 9 exons. The record is from RefSeq and is a predicted model, not a curated record. Gene Ontology annotation, biological process: lipid metabolic process; phosphatidylinositol-mediated signaling.
AACCUUCACACUCACACGUAUUAUAUUACAAUUCCAUUAAUGUGAUCACUCUGAUCGCCAUUUCUUUUCUGAAACACACCAAAUCCAAGAACGCUCUCUCCUCUAUUUUAUUCAUGCCAUUAGAUUAGGUUUCAUUUCACCAUGGCCACUCACAACUACAAAGUAUUUAGCUGCUUCAACAGAAAGUUCACCGUCACCGAACCGGAACCACCGCCCGACGUCCAAAAAGCCUUUUCUGAAUUCUCCCAAGGCGCCUCCUCCAUGUCCGCCGACCACCUGCUCCGGUUCCUGGCGGAGCAUCAGGGCGAAGUGGACUGCACCGUUUCCGAUUCCGAGCAGAUCCUCCAGCAAUCGAGGAAAGAGGACGGGGAAACUGGAUUCGAUCUCCACUACUUCUUCCAUUUCCUGCAAGACAGCGAUUUGAACGUCCCCUUGAAAUCUCAGGUCCAUCAUGAUAUGAAUGCUCCAAUAUCACAUUAUUUCAUAUACACUGGGCACAAUUCCUAUCUGACAGGGAAUCAACUGAGCAGUGACUGCAGUGAUGUGCCAAUCAUAAAGGCUUUGCAACGAGGUGUGCGAGUAAUUGAACUAGAUUUAUGGCCAAAUUCAGAUAAAGAUGAUAUCGAUGUAGUUCAUGGAAGGACUCUUACCACUCCUGUCUCACUCCUCCAAUGUUUGAAGUCCAUAAAAGAGUAUGCCUUUGUUAAAUCUCAGUACCCACUCGUUAUAACUUUAGAAGAUCACCUUACUCCAGAUCUUCAAGCCAAAGUUGCAAAGAUGGCCUCCCAAGUAUUUGGAGAAUUGCUUUAUUAUCCUCAGACAGAUUCCCUGACGGAAUUCCCUUCACCAGAAUCAUUGAAAGGUCGAAUUCUUAUAUCAACAAAACCACCAAAAGAAUUUCUUGAAUCCAGUGAAAAGGAAUCAGCUGACGAGGUUUCCUCAUUGCGAGAAAAUGCUAAUGAACAAAGAACGGAUAAUGAGAGUGCACCUGAGUACAAACGCUUGAUUACAAUCCAUGCUGGGAAACCGAAGGGUGAAAUACAGGAUGAAUUAAAAGCUGCUGGUAAAGUUAGGCGCUUAAGCUUGAGUGAGCAAGCACUUGAAAAGGCUUCUGAAUCUUAUGGAGCUGAUAUAGUCAGAUUUACGCACAACAAUAUUCUCAGAGUGUACCCAAAAGGAACACGUCUCACCUCCUCAAAUUACAAACCACACAUAGGGUGGACGUACGGAGCUCAGAUGGUUGCGUUUAACAUGCAGGGGCAUGGUAAAUCACUUUGGUAUAUGCAAGGAAUGUUUAGAUCAAAUGGUGGGUGCGGUUAUGUGAAAAAGCCUGACUUUCUAAUUCAAAAAGGUCCGCAUGAUGAGGUUUUUGAUCCUAAAAUAGCAUUGCCAGUGAAACAAACAUUAAAGGUAAAAGUCUACCUGGGAAAAGGUUGGAGCUUAGAUUUCAGCCCAUCAGACUUUGAUAGUUACUCACCACCAGACUUUUAUGUUAAGAUUUGUAUCGUUGGAGUUCCGGCUGAUAUGGUCAAGAAGAAAACAAGUGUAAUUUCAAAUAAUUGGUUUCCUGUAUGGAACGAAGAGUUUGAUUUCCCUUUGACUGUUCCAGAGCUGGCCUUGCUCCGCAUAGAAGUUCGAGAAGAAGAUAAGCAUCAAAAGGAUGAUUUCGGUGGACAGACGUGUUUGCCAGUCUCAGAACUGAAAUCUGGAUUCCGAUCUGUCCCUCUGUAUGAUGAAAAGGGUGACAAAUAUAAAUCUGUGAAGCUUUUAAUGCGAUUUCAGUUUAGAUGAAUUAUACGACCAGCCUUACAAUAAUCUAAUAUAAUGGAUAUGAGGUCGUUGUAAUGAUAAUUAUCUUUAUCAUUAGUCGCUUACUUGCAGUUGUA